This is a messenger RNA of Xenia sp. Carnegie-2017, 2157 nucleotides long. Its product is annotated as TNF receptor-associated factor 3-like. Gene Ontology annotation, biological process: regulation of apoptotic process; regulation of canonical NF-kappaB signal transduction; positive regulation of JNK cascade. The transcript has 8 exons. The record is from RefSeq and is a predicted model, not a curated record. Gene Ontology annotation, cellular component: plasma membrane signaling receptor complex; cytoplasmic side of plasma membrane. Lineage: Eukaryota; Metazoa; Cnidaria; Anthozoa; Malacalcyonacea; Xeniidae. Gene Ontology annotation, molecular function: ubiquitin protein ligase binding; zinc ion binding; tumor necrosis factor receptor binding. Bases 103 to 1641 code for a protein of 512 amino acids.
CGCAGUAGAGUCAACGCAUACAGUUUUUGAUGUAUCAAAAAAAUAAAUGGGAUUUGAGAUGGUAAAGAUAUAAAUGUGUAAAGAUAUUUGACGUUGUUCAAGAUGCCUGGUAUAAAGAUCCGUAAUAAAAACCUACAAAAAAUUGACGCAAGACUUAUAUGUACUUACUGUCACUUGCUUCUUGUCAAUCCAAUGCAAACAAUGUGUGGACAUUUGUUUUGUAAAUCUUGUAUCGAUAUUGUUCUUGGAUCUCCAGAUCCAAAAUGUCCAGAAGAUGAAGAAAAAUUAAUAAAAACUGACGUUUUCCCGGACAAUUUUGCAAAGCGUGAGUUGAAAAGUAUUCGUUUAUUUUGUCCCUCUGAACAGUGCAAAUGGUUUGGUGCCUACGAUGAAUUGGAAGGUCAUUCUCAAGUUUGUGAGCAUGCGCUCAUCAGCUGUAUACACAAACAAUGUAACGUUCAGUUACCUCGCUCUCUUCUUGAUGAACAUUUGAAGAAUGAUUGUGAAUAUCGAAAUGUGAAAUGUGAAUAUUGUGGUAAAGAUGUUCCGUAUGGCUCACUUAAGGACCACAUAGAUAAUAUAUGUGAAUAUGCUCCUGUGGUUUGCGGAUAUUGCAAUCAAAAGAUACCAAGGAACAAUAUAGAAAAACACGAAAGUACGAUUUGUGAUGAAGUGCCUACUAAAUGUGAAUUUCAAGCCAUUGGAUGUAACCAUGAUAAAACUUUAAAACGAAAGGACAUUCGUCAACAUAUGAAUGGCAAUGUAACUGAUCAUGUUGGCGCCUUGCUACGAUAUGUUAUGGCAUUUGUUACACAGUUAAGUAACUACGUACCACGUCCAGAGUUUACUACUGCUGUUCAAAACAUGGCUGAUCAAGUUACUGCUGUUCGUGCAAAUCUCUCAGAAAAAUUUGUGAUGUUAGUGGGUAAACUUACAGGUCUUGAAAGGAGGAUUGAAAGUUUAGAGAGUCCUUGUGAUAGCAAUAAUAAUAACACCCAGUCUCUAGAUGUUUCCUCGAUGGUUGAAAGGAUAGCGACUCUCGAGCGACAAGUGAGAGAAAAUUCUUCAACUAUACCACGAUUUUGUGAGAGCUUAGAUCAAAUUGACGAAUCACUCGCGAGAAACACGGUGAAGAUUACGUACCUUGAAGCGCAAUGUGGCUCGCGCGCACUAGGAUCAAAUCAGCUUAUACACAGCUACAAUGGCACAUUACUUUGGAUAAUAGAUAACUUCAAGAAAAAGAGACAGGACGCCAUUAAUGGUAUCAAAACAUCCUUGUACAGUGCACCAUUCUACAGUUCUCAAUAUGGUUACAAGAUGUGUGCUAAGAUCUAUAUGAAUGGUGAUGGUUUUGGAAAAGGAACUCAUUUAUCUUUGUUCUUUGUUGUCAUGAAAGGUGACUACGAUGCGCUACAAACAUGGCCAUUUAGAAAAAAGAUCACAAUGAUGUUAAUGGAUCAAGGAAAUGGUGAUCACAUGAUUGAUGCUUUUCAUUCGGAUCCCCAAAGUUCUUCAUUUCAGCGACCAAAAUCUGAUAUGAAUAUUGCUUCCGGAUCACCUCUCUUUAUGCCAUUGGAAAUGUUAAAUAAUCGACAAUACAUUAAAGAUGAUACAUUAUUCAUUAAGCUCAUUAUUGACUGAAAUGGUUACGAUAGCUCAAAGAGUUUAGGUUUUUGAUCAUAUUUAAUCUUAAUUCUUAGCUAGACCUCAAUUUACAUUCAAUUAAUUUUUUAAAAUUUAAAAUCCAACUUUUAACUUUUAGGUAGAAUGAUUUUUAAUUUACUUGUUUAGAAAUCAAUUUCGUGUUUUUAUUUGAUUAAGAUCAACGAUAAUCGGAAUUUGAAGAACAUUAUAUGUAUAGACGGUAUAAAAUUAUAGUGGGACAACUAUUUUUAGAUCGUAAAGACCUGGCCAAUAAGUAAGUUUAUAAUUAGAGAAAGUUUGUUGAAUUCCCACAGGCUAACUAAAAAAAUACUCACCAAUUCAUGUUGUGCAACUUCAAUUUAUUACAUAAUGUUGAGUUACGCUAGGAAUAUGCUUAGCUAUUUCUUGUUACUUUUUAUCAGAAUUGUUAAUUAAGCUGAAAACUUUUAUUUCAUUUGAUACUUUUUAACUUAUUGAUGUUAAUAAUAAUUAAAUAAACUUUCUUAUCAUAAA